Messenger RNA from Ooceraea biroi (clonal raider ant), 669 nucleotides. RefSeq lists its product as uncharacterized. Lineage: Eukaryota; Metazoa; Arthropoda; Insecta; Hymenoptera; Formicidae. The record is from RefSeq and is a predicted model, not a curated record.
ACUACGGUGAGUCGUGAGCCGCGGCCGCGAUCUGGUUUCACUACACCGAUCCUCAGUUCGAGCUGUACUAGCAAGAUGGUAAGAUUACGAAUUUCAAGGAGCCAACCGGCGCUGACAGCGACAAGCGCAACAGCGACGGCGACGACGACCGCGACAGCGACAGUGACGGCAACGGCGACGAUGACAAUGACGACGAUAACGAUGGCGACGGCGACGAUGACGAUGGUGACGACGACGGUGACAUCAACACAAACAUCGCCACAAAAAAAUGCUGCAACGGCCAUGACGCCGCGUAGAAAACAGAAUAUGAGUACGAUGCCGUAUGAUGCAAUGAACAAGCGCAACACUCGAGAUGCGGUCCGGCGUGCUCUACAGAAAGAGAGAGAGAGGGUAGCACUCCGCAACAAGGAGACACGGAGAUACGCCGUAUCACCGCCCCCACCGCCGCCGCAACGGCAACAUUGUCAUGGCUGUUCACACGGACAUGCGCCACCAACGUGCGCACAUGAGGCCGCGCCCUGCGCACAUCGUUAUACAUGCACGGCGUCGCCGCCGCCAAAGCACAAAUGCCAAAAAUAUAAAUAAUUUUUAAUAUUUUUAUUUUAUAUUUAUGAAUUCUGUAUGUAGAAGUAUGUAUGUUACAGAAUAAAAAUAUAAGUUAUAAAAAUA